AUGACGCUGCCUGAACAAGCAAUUUUGAUUCGGCAGCCAUGGGUGGACCGAAUUUUGGAACCCAAUGAAUGUUUUCGGAAGACUUGGGAGAUAAGGUCGUUUGCCACGCAAAAACGUGGCAAAUUUGCAGUCGCAGUCGUUGGGGAGAAACACAUUCUCGGUGAAGUUGAGCUCACAGACUGCUUUCAAGUCGCCGAAAAAGUUGAUGGCUGUUGGUGUCCGGUGUCAGAUGAGGCUCCCUUCCUCUUUGAUCCUGACAAUGCAAUAAAAUGUGGCUUCGACAUGGAAACAAUGCCAGAUUACUUUGCAAGCAAAAGCAAAUUGUUUGCAUGGGUGCUGCGCAAUGCUCGCCGGUAUGACCAGCCUAUCAAAUGGUCAAAGAAAGAUGGUGCUGUGGUUUUUGCCAAUGUUGAGUCUGACAAGAGCAAGAAAGACAAGAAGACCGACAAGAAGCACAAGAAAGAUAAAACCAAGUCGGUGAAAAAGAAUGAGAAGCCAUGA
This is a messenger RNA of Cladocopium goreaui, 501 nucleotides long. NCBI's taxonomy places the organism in Eukaryota, Dinophyceae, Suessiales, Symbiodiniaceae. The record is from the annotation of a GenBank genome assembly.